UUUUUGGGUUGUGUUUUUUUUCCGUCCCAGACCGGACCGGACCGGGACCAGAGCGGGCUAGUUAGUUGCACCAACCUGGAUCGUGGCUCUGUUUGUGAAGAAGAUGCUGACCCGGGUCAGCCUGGUUCUGGUAUCCUGGUUCUGUAUACGGAGCCAGGGCCAGGUCCUGGAUCAUGAGAGGUGGGCGGACCGGGCGCUGUUGUCCGACGGCCUCUGUCGCUAUGGCAACGGCGUGGAGUGUUGCUGGGGCUGGAGACAGAUGGAUCGAGGACGCUGUCAGCCUCACUGUCAGCAGGGCUGUAAACAUGGAGAGUGUGUCGAACCAGACAGAUGCAAAUGUCACCCUGGAUAUACCGGCAAGGCCUGUAACCAAGAUCUGAAUGAGUGUGGUCUGAAGCCUCGGCCCUGUAAGCAUCGCUGCAUGAACACACUGGGCAGCUACAAGUGUUACUGUUUGGACGGAUACACACUGCAGCCGGACGGCAGCUGCAGGAAUGCUCAAACCUGUUACCAUGCCAACUGUCAGUACGGCUGUGAGGUAUCCAAGGGGGUGGUCCAAUGCACCUGUCCGUCGCCAGGGUUACGGCUGGGACCAGACAGACGCACCUGUGUCGACAUCAAUGAGUGUGCGUCGGGCCGCGGUGUGUGUCCUCAUCGCAGGAAGUGUGUGAACACGUUUGGGAGCUUCCUGUGUAAAUGUCAUCUCGGCUUCAAACUCACGUACAUCAAUGGACGGUACAUCUGCAUCGAUAAGGACACUCGGCCGUUCUGCUCUCUCAAUCCAUCCUCUCCAAAGUGCAGGUGUAAAGGAGGCAGCUGCAAAGCUGUCUACAAAGUCACUCUGGAGCCACAAAGACCAAGAACUACAACUCCCACCACCACCACUGCUGCUACUCCUCCUCUUACUACUACUAUUGCCUCUACUGCUACUGCUACUUCUACUGCUGCUACUGCUACUACUACUACUACUGCUGCUACUACUACUACUGCUACUACUACUACUACUGCUGCUACUACUCCUACUACUGCUGCUACUACUCCUACUACUGCUGCUACUACUACUACUGCUGCUACUACUGCUACUACUACUGCUGCUACUGCUACUUCUACUGCUACUGCUACUACUACUACUGCUACUGCUACUACCACUACUACUACUGCUACUACUACCACUCAUCCAACCACCACAACAACCUCUACCAUAGCAGCAACUACCCCAGCUACUUCUACAACUGCCACUACCACCAAACCAACCACUCUAAUACCUGCUGCUACUGCUACUGCUACUACUACUACUAUUACUACUCCUUCCACUACUGCUACUACAACUAUUUCAAUCACCACGGUUGCCCCGACAACCACGUCACUUCCCACCACCAUCUCCGUGGUAACGACCACAUUGAACAACAGGGUGAACAAGGACAUCACACACAAACAGAGAGGAGACGUGCACAUUCCUCGACAUCCCGACCACAGCCAUGUGUGGGAGUUUGAUAUCGACCUGGGAAUCACCGCCGAGGAUGCCAGAGAUGAUCCUGAGGCUGGUGUGCUCCACUGUACCUUCGAUCACGGAGUGUGUGAUUGGUUGUCAGACAGAGAGGGAGAUCUACACUGGGAAACUUCUCACAACCCUGCAGGUGGGCGAUACCUGUCUGUCCCAGAGCUAAAGGCGGGACAAAGGAGCAUCCGCGGCGCCCGAUUGGCCGUUCAAAUCGUCCCACCCUGGAGCCUCCGCGACCUGUGUUUCUCCUUCUCCCAUUGGCUGACAGGGCAUCAUGUGGGCGUGCUGCAGCUUUUCGUCAGGAAAAAGGGACACGGCCAAAGGUAUAGCCCCGCCCUCUGGAGCAGGACAGGUGGACACGGUUGGAGACACACGCAGGUUACCUUGACGACACACUCUCUGGACAGGGUGUUGUUGAAGGCCGAGCGGAGGUGGGGGCGUCGUGGUCAGAUCGCUGUAGAUGAUGUCACACUGAGACAGGGGGCGUGUCGAUGACAUCACUGCGAUACAAGGACACUGAGCGGUCGUCGGUUUGUGCGAGUUAAAGGACCGUGCUGCUCUUUUUCGUGUCAUAGCCCAUUGACUUUGAAUCCUGUAACCUCACGUAGCUGUUAAACCAUUUCUGCCGUAUUAUUCAGACUCCAUCUCUUUCUGAGAAACUUUUAGAAAAGAUGUUUUUGGUUGUUUUCUUGAUGUGGUUUGUGUUGGAGCAGCAGCAGCGGCAGAGCUUCACUUUAACGCCCCGCAGACUAAAUAUAAACAGCAGAAUGACAGGGGCUGAAGAUCCUGUGAUCUCUGACUGGGAAACCAUCAGUCAGAGUCAAAAGACGACCUUCGCCGUUUGCUGUGCAGAUGAAAGUCAAGCGGCAGGUUAAAACUCAACAGAGUCAAACUGAACUUUGUUCCCAUGUUAGAUAUUCCAAGAGGGUUUUUAUUUUUUAACUUGAGUAUUUUUUCCCCUCAUUUUCAAGCAGGUGAGACUUUGACAUUGAUUUGCUUUUUUCUUUUUUUUUUAAUGAUUGCUCUUCGGUCCGGUCGUCUUAAUGGCAGCAGAAAAAGCAGCAUUUUCUCCCCACAACGACGCCUCCCAGCUACUGUACCUGUUUGUGUGAUGCAACAUGGCCGACGAGCGUUGCUCUUUAUACUCUUUCCUUUUCGACUAAACUGUAAAACAGAUGACUGGCAGCUCUCGCUCUCACUCAGACACAAAUAAAGCUCAGGAUAAAUGAGCUUUUCACCAACAGGUUCAUGUAGACGGCGGCGUUGUGCGUAUCUGGAGGAUUAAUGAAGUUUAUCCACUAGGGGGCCGAUCAGAUUACUUAUGCACAGCACACGUCUGGACGACAAGCUGCAUUGAUCUCUGGGGAGUCACACUCAGAAAUGAUUUAACUGACUGAAGGAAGACAGGAAGCACUUCACCCGACGGGACGAACAGACCGCUCACCGGUCUUUGCUUUAGAUUUUCAAACCGGAAAAACAUGGAGGCCAUCGUAGAAAAAUCGGAUUUCUCCAGAACUAUCCACCAAAAUCAUAAAUCUGUGUCGAGAAACAGGAAGAACUAGACCAGUGGUUUUGAAUAAACAGAUUGUUGUGGUAAUAUUAUGAUCGUGAGCUUAAAUUUGUUUAUUUCCUGUUUGUAAAAGCUGCUUUACAACUAAAAGUUGUAAAAAAGUUUUUAUUUUAUGUUUUUAUUUCUUGUGUGUAAACAGAUAAGUCAA
Molecule: messenger RNA, 3219 nt
Organism: Xiphias gladius (swordfish)
Lineage: Eukaryota; Metazoa; Chordata; Actinopteri; Istiophoriformes; Xiphiidae
Product: nephronectin
Exons: 14
Coding region: 104-1996 (630 amino acids)
Cellular component (GO): membrane
Molecular function (GO): calcium ion binding
Source: RefSeq, a predicted model, not a curated record